GGGGGGUGAUAUCUGAUUGGAACGUGCGCAGAAGAUCGCGCUCUCGUGCCGGAGGUCUCGCUAGUACAAGUGUCAGUACAGAGGUUGUCUCGCGCUAAGCACCGCGCGCGCGCUCUGGGAACGCUUCCACUCCUGUGUUUAAUGGGGAGAGGGGGAAAUAAUUUCCCCAUCUGAGAUUCCGGGAUGAAGUAGCAUUUCCUCAGUCUGGAUGAUAAUGGGAUAAUUGUCUUUCGAAGCCAGAUGUGGAUUUCCUCUUUUGGAAUUUGCAUGAUGCGCAAUAACCGUUCUUUCCGCCACAUUCUCCUUUGAGCUUGUCUACUUCAUUUUCGCCGUUGACAUGUGUGGAAAAUGUAGCUCAUUGCCCCGCCGACACGUUUUGGAUUCACAGGCUUGAAUAAUGAAAAUCUUUUGAGAUGAAAAGCAGCACGUUUGUGGGUAUUUUUUUGCGUGUGCGCGGCUCGUGCCUCAUCUUGCGCCUCACCAGCCUGUUGUCUGUGUCCGUGGAGAAACGCACAACUUUGCCGCGAGCUAGAGCCGGAGCGGAGGCUGCGGCGGGUCUGAGCGGCGCGCCAGUGCCACACGCGGGCGGCCACGAGGGGGACCGGGACCGACACGGUGGCCACGCUGCUCGGCUGGCCUGCGCGUGGACGGGGGAUCCGGGGCGAUUGUGGCGCGGCGAGGAUGAAGACAGUGGCGGUGAUGACGAUGAAAGCCGCCGUGCUGCCGCCGUCGUUAUGCGUUCUCCUGUGCGCCCUGGCGUUGUUCCCGCCGCGCGCACUCUCGCACCCGCAGCCGUGCCAAGUGUUGAAGCGGAUCGGCCACACGGUUCGGGUGGGGGCUCUGCAAGUUCAGCCCCGCUUGCUCUCCUCCGCGGCCGGCGGCGGCUCUGAGGACGCGGACACCGACGGGGCGCCGGCGGGCGGCGGAGAUCGGUGGCCGGAGUUGGAGAAGCCGGUGAAAACAAGUGGCGGCGCGCCCGGAUACGGGAGCCACAGGAGUCGAGGCGCCGCAAACAGCCCGCGGGGAGCGAGUCGGAGUAGGAGUCAGACGCGGCACCGUGAGGAAAAUACCUCGAGGGAGAACCGCAUGUUCGCACCCCGAGAUUCGGUCCUGCUGGCGGCGGAGGCUCUGAACCGGGCCGGGCUGCUUCCCUACAAUUUAUCCCUGGAACUUGUGAUGGCCGUUGGGUCCGGGCUCGGCGAGCUGCCCGCCUUCUCCUUCUCCUCCUCGGGGGGACCCGAGGACGAGGACCCGCUGUCUUUUCUGGAGAGCGUGUGUCACACCGUGAUCGUGCAGGGGGUUUCCGCAAUGGUCGCCUUCCCACGGAACCGGGACGAGUUCGUCAAGCUGGAGUUCGUCUCCCUGGCGCUCCAGGUGCCCGUCGUCAGUGUUGUGCAGAGGGAGUUCACGCGUCAGAGUGAGAAUCCUCUCCACCUCCAAAUGGCGAUGCGGACCGUGGAGGCUCCGCCGUCCCAUCUCCUCUAUUCCCUGCUGAUGAUGAAUGGCUGGUGGGACAUCAGCAUUCUGCUCUGCCAGGAAUGGGACAUUAGCGACUUCCUCUCCCUCAUCAAAAACAAUUCCCGUUUCCACUUGGGCACUCUGGUCAACCUGACGACCACGGCCUCAACCUUGGCCCUGUUGUCAUCUUCACUCUCGUCCUCCGGAGCGGCGUCGGACGCCGCGCCGUCGUCUCUGCCUCUUCCCGGCGCCGCUGCCUCGUCCCACGCGUCUUCAUCCACACCCGCGUCUAGAUCAGAUCAACAGCAGGCUCUGAUGCGGCAGCUGGAGGCCCUGAAGGAACCGUCAUCCACGGCGGGGCUGGUGACAUUUGGAUGCGACAUCCGGGACGUGCGGCGCCUGUGGACCUCGGCCGCUCGCUUGGCGCUGCCGGACUUCCACUGGGUCCUGGGCGACAGCCAGAACGUGGCCGAGCUGAGGACGGAGGCGUUGCCUCUGGGGCUCAUAGCACACGGCGUCAUGGGAUCCCCUUCCACGGAUCACUACGUGCACGACUCGCUGGAGCUGGUGGCGCGGGCCGUGGGCCGAGCGGCUCAGGAGAACCCGGUCCUGGCGCUGAUCCCUGGAACUACGAACUGCAUGGAUGCACAGCAGAGGAACGGCAGCUCGGGCCAGUACUUGUCAAGAUUUCUAUCCAACACAUCGUUCGAGGGCCACAGCGGCUUCAUAUCCAGAGGCAGUCACAGCCAGAAGCUCAUCUCAGAAGCCCAUCACUACAUCUGGUCCCUGCAGCUGGACCCCCUCGGCCAGCCAACCUGGACCCGCCUGGGACGCUGGCGCAGGGGGAGGGUUCUGAUGGACCAGGGGGCGUGGCCAAGCCACUUGGGUUCCUUAGGAGGCGACUGGCGCCGCUCCACGCUGCAUCUGCGGGUAGUGACUCUGGUGGAGCACCCGUUUGUGUUUACACGGGAGGUGGACGGGGACGGGUUGUGUCCUGCAGGUCAGCUGUGCCUUGACCCGCUCACUAACGAAACUUCACUUUUGGAAGGACUUUUUCAAAACCUCGCAGGACCCAACGGGUCAGUUCCCACUGAGCUGAAGAAGUGUUGCUACGGCUACUGCAUCGACCUGCUGGAGAAACUAGCGGAGGACAUGGGCUUCACCUUUGACCUCUACAUCGUUGGCGAUGGGAAGUACGGGGGGUUUAAGAACGGCCGCUGGACGGGCCUGGUGGGAGACCUGCUCAGUGGCGCCGCCCACUUGGCAGUGACUUCAUUUAGCAUUAACUCCGCCAGAAGCCAGGUCAUUGACUUCACGUCUCCCUUCUUCUCCACCAGUCUGGGAAUUCUGGUCCGCACCCGUGACACAGCUGCCCCCAUCGGGGCCUUCAUGUGGCCCCUGCACUGGUCCAUGUGGCUGGGCAUCUUCGUGUCCCUUCACGUCACCGCCAUCUUCCUCACGCUGUACGAGUGGCACAGCCCGUUCGGCAUGACGCCGCGCGGGCGCAACCGCGACCGCGUCUUCUCCUUCUCCUCGGCGCUCAACGUGUGCUACGCCAUCCUCUUCGGGAGGACGGUCGCCAUCAAGCCGCCCAAGUGCUGGACCGGCCGCCUGCUGAUGAACCUCUGGGCCAUCUUCUGUUUGUUCUGUCUGUCGACCUACACUGCGAACCUGGCUGCCGUCAUGGUCGGGGAGAAGACGUACGAACAGCUGUCAGGGAUACACGACCCAAAGUUGCACCAUCCCUCUCAGGGAUUCCGCUUUGCUACAGUGAGAGAAAGCAGCGCAGAGGACUACGUCAAAAAGAGUUUCCCCGAGAUGCACGAGUACAUGAGACGAUACAACGUCCCAGCGACGCCAGACGGCAUACAUAAUCUCAAAGCUGACCCUCAGAAGCUGGAUGCAUUCAUCAUGGACAAGGCGCUGCUGGACUAUGAGGUCUCCAUAGAUGCAGACUGCAAAACACUAACCGUCGGGAAACCCUUUGCAAUAGAAGGUUACGGCAUCGGCCUUCCUCAGAACUCUCCGCUCACCUCCAACAUCUCCGAGCUUGUUAGUCAGUACAAGUCGGACGGCUUCAUGGACAUGCUGCAUGACAAAUGGUACAAGGUCGUGCCCUGUGGGAAGCGCAGCUUUGCUGUCACUGAGACGCUGCAGAUGGGUAUCAAGCACUUCUCCGGGCUGUUUGUGAUGCUCUGCGUGGGCGUGGCCUUAUCCUUACUGACCACGAUAGCGGAACACAUUGUGUACAAGCUGGUGAUACCGAGGGUCAAGGAGCCGCGCUUCAAAUACUGGCUGCAUACGAGCCAGAGAUUACACCGAGCACUCAACUCAGUCUUCACCGAUGACAAACUACCAACUGUUACAAAGCCUGAGAAGAGGUGCAAUGAAGGAAACAAUCCGGCAGCGUCGUGGAACCCUGGUGACUCAUCCCACUGCAACAGACGCAGGGUUCUGCCGCAGGAAAUGCAGAACGACCUGGAACGACCAUCCCAGGAUCCUGCUUCUUCACUGCCUCAUUCUCUUCCCCUGCUGGAGAAGCACCUGCCCAUAGUGACCACUUCCAACGGCCGGUCUGACCUACUGGGCCGAGCACUGGGACAAGGACUGGGGCCCGGACAAGGCCCUGCACAGUGCCGGAGCUUUGGUGUGGGUGACUGUGGUCCGGGUCUGGGUACCGGACGGAACACACUUGUUCAGGAGCUGUCAGAACUGGAGGGCCAAAUCCAAGUGAUCAAGCAGCAGCUGCAGACAGCCUUGAGGAGGAAGAGAGAGCUAGAACAGUACCAGUCAGAAAACCAGCAAGCAAACCAGACUGCGCCCAGUCAGGCCAGUACACACCAGUCCAAUCAGUUUGCUCCGUAUGCACAGUCCCACCAGCAGACUAACCAACACACGAACACUCUUCCGGAGUUCUGAAGCCUUUCUCAUCUCUUCUCUGAGGGACUUGGUGAAACUAGAUUCCAAGACGUCCUCCUGCAGGUUCUGGAAUAGAAUCCACGUCUGGGUUCUCAAGAAGGAAGCGGCGUUCUGCAAACAGGAUCCUCUAGGCUCAGGAGAUGAAAGCCUGGACUGAGAUGUUCUUCAGGGAUCAGACCUUGCUGUGGAACAUCUCCUGACUGCUGAAACAAGCGCGUGGAGUAAACCAGCAGCAGUGAAGUCGGCAUCCUGAAGCGGAUCUGUUCCAUCUAACCGGCCGCUGUCACUGAGGAGCUGAUCUUAACUUCCCUUCUGCCUUUUCCUAUUUCUCUUCUCACACCUCUCCCUUCUCUUUAGGCCUUCUCUCGUCAAGCGUACAGAUUUGCCUGGUAUGAUGAAGCUUGACCAUAGCUUUGAAGAAUCUUUUGUAUUUAAGCCUAAUUGGCUAAUUCACCUGAGUCUUGUGUUCAGACGCGGUGAAAUGACCGGAGGUUGAACCCAGCCAGUUAAGUCCUUAAGUCCUCGUGUCUUGCUGAAACCCUUUGGGGGGAGGUGAAGAAAUAUAUCUGCUGAUGAUUGGUCCAUUUUACCAUUUGUGUCCUGAUGUUCUUGGCCUUUGACAGCAUUUAAUUUGGCUCAGGGCAUCUUUUUCCAGUAAGCCUUUUGCAGGUUGGUGGGCUGUUGUUAUGAGUGGAACUAGACUUUUGGCAAGACACCUCUAUAUUCAUGAAGAACAUCCUGUGUGUUGUGGAUUAUGGGACAAUACAAAUUCUCAUGUAUGGAUCACUGUGUAACGUUGUCCUGCACUUCACGGAUGCACUUCUAGUUCCUUAAACAAAGCUGCACCUACAGGUCAUCAUGUAACUCAUCAGAGUUUGACCGAUGGUCCAGAGGACGGUUUUGUGUCAUAAGGGUUCAGGUUGAACAGAGACCAGUAAUACAGCUGCGAGCUCGUUAGCUUUUCUAGUCAGGGAUCCAACCGGUGCUCUAGUAAUAUUGUAAACACAGGACCCUCACUGCGGUAUCAUUAAAAAGGUAAACGUAAGAAGGUGACCGCUAGUCGAACUCUGACGUGUUAUAGAUGAACGUUCACAACUGAACACAUUGAACAGCCCCUUUGUGAUGAGACCUGUUUUCCUGCAACGUUUCGGGUUUGGAUGUGUUCUGUAAUUAAAGAAUUACCUCUAUUCUUUGCACUUAC
Messenger RNA from Betta splendens (Siamese fighting fish), 5578 nucleotides. RefSeq names its product glutamate receptor, ionotropic, N-methyl-D-aspartate 3A (gene grin3a). Gene Ontology annotation, biological process: synaptic transmission, glutamatergic; ionotropic glutamate receptor signaling pathway; monoatomic ion transport. Gene Ontology annotation, cellular component: plasma membrane; postsynaptic membrane. Bases 682 to 4377 code for a protein of 1231 amino acids. The transcript has 10 exons. The record is from RefSeq and is a predicted model, not a curated record. Lineage: Eukaryota; Metazoa; Chordata; Actinopteri; Anabantiformes; Osphronemidae. Gene Ontology annotation, molecular function: NMDA glutamate receptor activity; transmitter-gated monoatomic ion channel activity involved in regulation of postsynaptic membrane potential.